Molecule: messenger RNA, 381 nt
Organism: Corticium candelabrum
Lineage: Eukaryota; Metazoa; Porifera; Homoscleromorpha; Homosclerophorida; Plakinidae
Exons: 1
Coding region: 1-381 (126 amino acids)
Source: RefSeq, a predicted model, not a curated record
AUGACCCAUUUCGGCUUUCACUUUGCUAUCACGAAGCAGCUGGUACAGUUAUAUAGUAAACGUCGAUUUGGGCCACAGCGUCCAUUUCCUACUCCUGCACCUGAUCCAACUGCUGCUCCUGCCGCUGAACCUGUGACUGCACUUGUUCCUGUUGUGGCAACUGUUGCUCAAUCACCAUCUACUGAGAGGCCAUUGGAGGUGGAUCAACUAUUUGUGGUGCCACAACGGGAGAUACAAGUUGUGAUGACAGCACCACCACCACCACAAAUAAUUACGGUAGAGACACCACCACCACCACCACCACCACAAACAGUUAUGGUGGAGACACCACCACCACCACCACCACGAAUAGUUAUGGUGCCACGACCGCGGCGUCGCUAA